Raphanus sativus (radish) is the source of this 2346-nucleotide messenger RNA. RefSeq names its product putative L-type lectin-domain containing receptor kinase I.1. Gene Ontology annotation, molecular function: ATP binding; carbohydrate binding; protein kinase activity. NCBI's taxonomy places the organism in Eukaryota, Viridiplantae, Streptophyta, Magnoliopsida, Brassicales, Brassicaceae. Gene Ontology annotation, cellular component: plasma membrane. Bases 1 to 2181 code for a protein of 726 amino acids. The record is from RefSeq and is a predicted model, not a curated record. Gene Ontology annotation, biological process: protein phosphorylation. The transcript has a single exon.
AUGGACUCUAUAUGGCAGCCCAUAAAAAUAUGGGUUUUAGUGGAUAUGGUUCUUAAUGGACAUGGUUCUAAUGGACAUGGUCACUCUUUGUCCACAAACAAUAAAUGGACAAAUGGAUACGGGCUAAUGGACGUGGACUCGCCCAGUUUACAGCUAUAUCUCUCUAUAAUCUUCUUUCUCAAUCUGAUUCGCUUUUCAUGUCAACAAGACUUAACUUUCGUUUACAACGGCUUUAACCAAGGCCAAGCCGAUCUUCACCUAGACGGUCUUGCAAGAAUCCACUCCCCAGGUGGCCUUUUGCAGCUAACCGAUGCCACGACUCAGCAAAAGGGUCACGCGUUCUUCAACCGCCCGUUCGAUUUUGGCUCAGCCUCGUCUGAGUCUCUCUCUUUCUCGACUCAUUUCGUCUGCGCCUUGGUCCCCAAACCAGGAGCUGACGGUGGUCACGGGCUUGCCUUUGUUCUGUCCUCCUCAAUGGAUCUCACAGAAGCAGACCCAACUCAGUACUUAGGACUCUUCAACAUCUCAACAAACGGUUCUCCUUCCUCUCAGAUUCUAGCUAUCGAGCUCGACACCGUCCAAAGCGCAGAGUUCGACGACAUCGACAGAAACCACGUCGGUAUAGACGAAAACAAUCUCCACUCCGUUGUGUCCGCUCCAGCUUCUUAUUAUUCCGACAAAGAAGGAGCGAACAAAAGCUUGACACUCUUGAGCGGAGACCCUAUCCAGGUGUGGAUUGAUUACGAAGACGCUCUGCUCAACGUUACAUUAGCUCCUCUACGUAACAAGAAGCCUAGCAAGCCUCUUCUGUCAAGAAACAUCAAUCUCACAUCGGUUUUCCCGGAUGGUAAACCAUUCGUCGGGUUCUCAGCAGCGACCGGGUCACUGAUCAGUUACCAGUACAUCUUAGGAUGGAGUUUCGGCACGAGCAGAGCUUCUUUACGGAGCCUCGACGUCUCUAGACUUCCCACGGUCCCUCGUCCCAAGAUACCCAAGAAAACAUCUCUUCUGCUUAUUACUCUACUGGUUAUACUCGCACUCCUAGUAACGGCCGCUCUGGGAGGGUACUGCGUGUACCUGAGAAAGAAGUAUGCAGAAGUUAGAGAGCCGUGGGAGAAGCCAUACGGUCCGCUUCGGUACACAUACAAGUCGUUGUAUAAAGCAACGGGAGGGUUUAGAAGAGACGGUCGUCUUGGGAAAGGAGGUUUUGGAGAAGUCUAUAAAGGAACUAUGCCUACUGGAGAAGAUAUAGCGGUGAAGAGACUAUCGCACGACGCGGAGCAAGGGAUGAAACAGUUCGUUGCUGAGGUUGUGACAAUGGGUAGUUUACAGCACAAGAACUUGGUUCCUCUUCUAGGGUACUGCAGGCGAAAAGGCGAGUUGUUGCUGGUCUCCAAGUACAUGGAAGGUGGCAGCGUUGAUCAGUAUGUGUUUCAAGAUGAUAGACCGCCUCUUUCGUGGUCUCAAAGGCUUGCGGUUUUGAGAGAUAUUGCAUCUGUGCUCUGUUACUUGCAUACAGGAGCUAGUCAGGUUGUUUUGCACCGAGACAUCAAAGCUUCUAAUGUGAUGUUAGAUGGAAACUUACAGGGGUUUUUAGGAGAUUUUGGGAUGGCUAGGUUUGAUGACCGUGGAGCAAACCUCUCAGCAACGGCGGCUGUUGGAACCAUAGGGUACAUGGCGCUCGAGCUAACAUCAUCAGGAACUUCGACUAGAACCGAUGUGUACGCAUUUGGUGCAUUCAUGCUUGAAGUAACGUGUGGGAGGAGACCGUUUGAUCCCGAGAUGCCGGUUGAGAAGCGACAUUUGGUCAAAUGGGUUGUUGAAUGCUGGAGAAAAGGCUCUUUGGUUGAUGCUAUAGACAAAAGACUGGGUGGUAAAAUCAUACCCGGGGAGGUUGAAAUGGUUCUGAAACUCGGCUUGUUAUGUACAAGUAUUGUACCUGAUGCACGACCAUCAAUGGAACAAGUGGUGCAAUACAUAAACAGACACCAAAUGUUACCUUCUUUAUCUCCAGAUACUCCCGGAAUUGGAGUUUCUACGCCAGUGUUAAUGGGAUUACCUUCCCUGGCAAUCACUUCCACUUCAGGGAUCUCAUCAGCAUCACCACCAUCGUUUUCUUCUUCCCCUAGCAACAACUCAAUGUUCAUUUCUCACACAAUCAUGUAUGGUGAUGGAAGAUGAAAUCUGACAACCAGAUCGCUUGUGUCAUUGUCCCUAACCUAUUAACUUUUUAUAAUUGCAUUAGUUAUGUUGUAGACACAUCUUUAUUUGGGCUACAAGCAUUUAUGCAAGAGUAAGAUUGUACUAAAUGACUUUUGUCUAUGCUUGACAUUGUGAUCAGGUGGU